CAACCACUUUAACCAUUGAUAGUUUUCUUUAGCUCGUUUUAUUGAAAAGUCUCCUGCGGCAUUUUGGCAAGGGCAUCUAUCAUCUGCGCUUUGAAAAUGGAAAGGGCAGCUUCAGUUUCUUCGAUCCAAACUCACGAAAGGCUAACAUUCCCAGAAUUCUUGUGCUCACAUUUCAACAAAGGUUCACAAAAAUGGCGAUGACUUCAGGAUUUGAUCACGAAGUGUUCUUAAGUUUCAGAGGACCCCGAUACUCGAGCAGGCAUCGCCGAUUUCCUUUAUGUCGGCCUGAUAGUGCUGGAAUCCGCGCAUACAGGGACAACGAGGAACUCCGCUUCGGGGAAGAGAUUGGGGCGGAGCUUCUUGGGGCAAUCCAUCAGUCCAAGAUCUCCAUACCCAUCUUCUCCAGAAGUCAUGCCUCCAGCAAGUGGUGUCUCCAGGAGUUAGCCCAGAUGGCGGAGCGCGGGAAAACCCGAGGACAGAAGAUCAUGCCCAUUUUCUGUGACGUGGCACCUUUCGAAGUUCGACAUCAGACCGGUAGUUACAGAGAGGCCUUCCUUUUGCACGAAAGCAAGAAGCAAUACGAUGAUCAGACUAUCAACCGGUGGAAGGCCGCUCUGAAUGAGGUCGGGUCCUUGAAAGGAUGGGAUCUACAAAGCAAGCCCAAAAGGCACGUAGGUGAGUUCACUAGAGGAGUUGUCAGGGAGGUCUUCAGGGAGUUAAAAAAGACUUCUUUGGGAGUCUCCGACUACUUGGUCCCUAUCGACAAUCAUGUGGAUGAAAUCAUUAAAAAGAUAGGCACUUAUACACCCCGAAACACUGAUCAUUGGACUCCAUGGGUUGGGCGGCAUUGGAAAGACGACUCUUGCCAAAAUUAGCCACAAUCAGCUUUCACGAGAUUUUGAGAAUUGUUGCUUUCUUUCCAACAUGUGAGAAACAUUAAAGCUCAAGGGCAUUGAGUAUGUGCAAAAUCAGCUCAUCUCCGACGUCAUCCCAGGGAUAUGCCCCAAUAUAAGAAAUGUCGACGAAGGGAUGACGAUCAUUAAAGAUCGGUUGUCUUGUAAAAGGUUACUUCCCCUUCCCGAUGAUGUGGACGAAAGGAAUAAUCUGGAUGCACUAGUGGGCAAUCGUGAUUGGUUAGGUGAAGGGAGCAAACUUAUU
Molecule: messenger RNA, 1158 nt
Organism: Rhodamnia argentea
Lineage: Eukaryota; Viridiplantae; Streptophyta; Magnoliopsida; Myrtales; Myrtaceae
Product: disease resistance protein L6-like
Exons: 2
Coding region: 192-875 (227 amino acids)
Biological process (GO): signal transduction
Source: RefSeq, a predicted model, not a curated record